CGGUGACUUAUUGAACAGGGAAAUCACAGGAAUCUUUGAACCAGUCGCUUUUAUUUGCUUUUACUCCAUGUUGCGUGUGACAGAGAACUGAAACAAAGAGCGUGUAUUUGGAUGAAAUCCGACCCCGGAUAAUCUCGCCGCCAGCAAUGACAUUUUUAUGUCUUUGCUGUUUAGGAGGAACAAAAUAAUGAGGUUUCAGCGCUUCUUGUUUUUUAGUUUUCUUGGUUUAAGCUUUAUGUGCUUUAUCGCCACAUUACUGCUUCCAAAAAUCAAGGAAAGGAAUCUGAUCCACUUUCCGUCCAAGACGUUUUCAAGGUACGCAGAAUUUCUUCGCGCAAAACUCAAUCCGUCCACGUCCACUGAAAACCGUUACGUGCAAGCAGCAAGCAACGACAUAAGCCAGUCGUCUUCUUCAACGGAACCUCAGGAGGAUGACGCUGAAUCAAAGAGUGUUAGGGCUGUUGAUCGCGAAAUAGAAGAAUUACUGAACAGUACAAACGGACAAUCUAGAGAGUUGGCUGUAGAAGAGGAGGAUGAUAUCCAAGAAACGUCUACAGAAGAAAGCCUCGUGAAAUACGACGAAUUAAGAUGCACGCCUCACAAAAGUGUUGCCUUCCUCAAAACCCAUAAAACCGGAAGCAGCACUCUCACAAAUAUCCUAAAUCGUUAUGCAGACCUCAGAGAACUAAGCAUAGCACUUCCAAGGGAACAUCUGUACCGCUUUGGUUGGCCAGGUUACUUCAAUUGGAGGAAUGUGGACAUGUUUCGAUUGAACGGACAACCAGCUCAUAUCCUAUGUAACCACGCUCGAUACAAUAGACCUGCAAUGGAUAUUGUAAUGCGCAGCGACACAAAGUAUAUUACGAUUUUGCGUGACCCGGUUAAUCAGUUUGAGUCUACAUUCAACUACAUGGAACUGUAUCGUGAUUUUAAUUUGCCGAAGUUUCCAAAUCCAAUGGAAGUUUUUCUGAAAAAUCCUUAUGGACACCUUCAAAACUUAACAAAAAGGGUGAAAUCCCUUCCUGAAUCGAUCAAUUUGGUGAGAAAUGGAAUGUUCUUUGAUUUAGGUUUCUCGUCAUUGAUGGGCAGCAGGAAAGACAGUGAACUUCGCAGUGCUAUCGCAAAUAUUGAGAAGGAAUUUUCACUGGUUCUUAUCAUGGAAUAUUUCGACGAGAGUCUAGUUCUUCUUAAGCGUGAAUUCUGCUGGGAUUUAGACGAUGUUAUUUACAUCAAACAGAAUCAACGAAAGUACGGUAAUAAUACGUCGCAUAACUUUAUUUCUGCGCAACUCAGGCGCAGGAUAAGGAACUGGAACCGAGCCGAUGCGUUACUUUACGAACACUUCAACAAGACUUUCUGGGAGAAAAUCAAACGGCACGGGGGGGGAUUUUACGAAGACCUUACAGAACUGAAGCGCAAAAAUUUGGAGAUGUAUCGUGACUGUGUUUCCCCUGAGGAAGUGACAGAAACCGCGUUUCGACUGAGUGGAAAAAUACGAGGUUUUAAGCUAAACAAUGGCGUUUCACGUUUCAACAGAUACCUAUGUGAAAAGCUGCUUACAAACGAAAUAGACUACAUUAAUUAUUUCCGCCGGAAGCUGAACCCUCACUCAGAGUAUCAGAAGCAACUAAGAGCUGCAGGAAAAGCACCUCAUACAUCGGCUGAAAACACCAUAAGUCAAAGAAUUCGUGCGUUUCAAAGCAAACAGUUGCAAAUUAAAGCGGGAAAUCCUGUUCCAAAGGCGAGGCCGUAGCAACCGCAUAGAACUUCGUCUAAAGGCAUUAGUGGACGAUCCCAGGGAAAGGAAAGUUUUCGUUGUCUAUCAAGAGAGAGCGUUUCUGGCCGCACGUGAACUAAGUAAACUCAUCAUAAUCACAAGGUGUUUGUAUACAAGUGAUGGAUCCAAAAUAUGUCUAAUUGGCACCUGUGGCCAUGCAAUUGAACCGCACAUGUGCGUAAACACGCUCUUACCGUAAUGGAAAAGAGACAAAAGCUGCGUUGCUGGUGGUUUGUGUAACGCUGGAUCAAAAUAUAUGCAGCGCAGCAGCGAAAUCAAGCAGGUUUCUCCCAUUUUUUCGGUUCAAGGCUUUCUUUCCUUGAUCUUAUUCCUACACUAGGAUUUAGACGAAUACCCUUUCGUUUAGGCCGUUUGCGCACAUAAAGGUUUUUAUGUUAAUGUAAAUUCCAAACCAUAACGUAUAAAUUUGCAAAGGAUGAAACAUUUUUCUAUCAAUAACGAAGGGCCGAGCCCGGAAAGGUUAAAAAAACCAUAAUCUCAAUACUGCUCUUUUUGUUCAUGUUUCAUGUUAGCCGAACUUCACUGCAAAUGAGGGGGCAUGUUCGGCGCGCUUGAGUCGAUUCGAACAUGAAGAGCAAUCAUUCUCCUUUAUAGACAAGUUUGACUUUUUUUUUAAAUAUUUCCUGGCAGGAUUUUUACCUUUAAAGCAGGCGAUCACAAUAUCGCACAAUAUCGCACGAAGUUCCUCUUCAAGCGACGAACACUGAACCGCUGUUGUCAACGUUCAUUUUUAGGGACCAUUUCUUAUUUAUCACCUGGGUGUGGAGAGAUCGGAGGACUUUGGUCAUGUUACAACAAAAUUACCCGAUCCCCCAUAAGGCUCUGUACUACUCUUACGACCCCCACCCCAAAUUGGCAGUUAAUUGGCAGUCAAUUUUCUAUGGUAUCUUCUCUUCCUUCCUUCUGUUGGCCACGACUAACCUCUUAUCUGUUCUUGCUGAAAACCCUGUAAUUUCCCGCACUUAAAGUGUAUAUUUAUCAUACUGUAGACAUGUUUUGUAAACAAAGAAGACUGUUAUUGCUCUAACUUUGAAAAUAAAAUGAC
This is a messenger RNA of Pocillopora verrucosa, 2843 nucleotides long. Its product is annotated as galactose-3-O-sulfotransferase 2-like. Gene Ontology annotation, biological process: glycolipid biosynthetic process. Gene Ontology annotation, cellular component: membrane. Gene Ontology annotation, molecular function: galactosylceramide sulfotransferase activity. Lineage: Eukaryota; Metazoa; Cnidaria; Anthozoa; Scleractinia; Pocilloporidae. The record is from RefSeq and is a predicted model, not a curated record.